Lactuca sativa (garden lettuce) is the source of this 972-nucleotide messenger RNA. RefSeq names its product putative 2-carboxy-D-arabinitol-1-phosphatase. NCBI's taxonomy places the organism in Eukaryota, Viridiplantae, Streptophyta, Magnoliopsida, Asterales, Asteraceae. Gene Ontology annotation, molecular function: phosphatase activity. The record is from RefSeq and is a predicted model, not a curated record.
UCCCAACAAAACACGAUAUAUUCCCCAAUUUUAGGAAAAGAUUGAUGCUAAAAUUAGACAAACGCACUAACGCACCGGAUUAACAUGGGCUCUAGAGUUCCUCUAACAACUACUCAAUUACCUUUCAAUCCUAUAGCAGGGACAAUUGGCAAUGAUGCUUUAGUGGCCGGUGGUGCGUACAAUUAUAGUAAAGCAACAACUUCUCUUACACAGAAAUUAUUGUCUUCCCCGAAGCAAGUGACUCUUGUAAGGCAUGGCCUAAGCUCUUGGAACGAUGAAAAUAGAAUUCAGGGAAGCUCAAACUUGUCGAUCUUAAAUGAAGCUGGAAUUAUGCAAGCAGAAAGAUGCAAGAAAGCUUUGGCAGAUAUACAUUUUGACCAGUGUUUCUCAAGUCCAAUUUCUCGUGCCAAGUCGACUGCUGAAAUUAUGUGGGCGGGGAGGAAAGAGCCUGUGAUCUUUCUUGAUACAUUGAAGGAGGCACAUUUAUUUUAUCUUGAAGGCAUGAAAAAUGAUGAUGCUAAGCGAAUAUAUCCAAAGGAGUACACAACGUGGAGACAAGACCCUUCCAAUUUCAAUGUAGACGGUGUUUAUCCUAUUCGCCAGCUAUGGGACACUGCAAAAAUUGCUUGGAAGGAAAUCUUGUUUUCACCCGGAGAUAAUUUUCUUGUUGUGACCCAUAAAUCAAUAUUACGGGCAUUAAUAUGCACGGCUCUUGGACUAACCCCCAAGAGGUUUCGGGCAGUUGAUGUGAAUAAUGGUGGGAUAACGGUGUUCAAGUUUAACGUGGAAGGCGAACCCAUGCUUCAAUCUUUGAACAUGACGGCUCAUUUGUACACCGAUCACACUUAUGUUUAUUGAACAUGAAGAUUUCUAUAUCACUUGUGCAUUUUUUAAAGCUAUUUUGAUCCUUUUUACCUCAUAAGUUGUCUGUUAUGUAUUAUUUUCGAUGGUAGUAAAUUUAUGUUUUCAUUA